Truncatella angustata is the source of this 1068-nucleotide messenger RNA. RefSeq names its product chaperonin 10-like protein. Gene Ontology annotation, molecular function: oxidoreductase activity, acting on NAD(P)H. The transcript has a single exon. The record is from RefSeq and is a predicted model, not a curated record. Bases 1 to 1068 code for a protein of 355 amino acids. Lineage: Eukaryota; Fungi; Ascomycota; Sordariomycetes; Amphisphaeriales; Sporocadaceae.
AUGAUCAAAGAAUUGCAACCGUCCACAUUUACGCAACGGGCACUCAUUGUCAACCAUGAAAGGAAAUAUGAGCUCAGACCUGACUUUGCGACACCGGCCUACCUGGCUGAACAUGAAGUCAAGAUACGGGCGUGUGCCGUCGGCCUGAACCAGAUUGACUACAAGUCGGUAGACUACAACUUCUGUCUACCACAACUUCCAUGGAUCACAGGGCGUGAGAUGGCCGGUAUCGUGGAGGAAGUUGGUUCCAGUGUUUUACAUCUACAACCUGGCCAUCGUGUGUGGACCUCGACAUAUUACCGGGAUCGCCGGGCAGGCUGUUUCCAGGACUAUGUGAUUGUACCUCAGCACACAGUGUCUCAUAUGCCAUCGGAAAUGUCGUUCACAGACGCUGCAUGCUUGGGCGUGUGUGGCCUCACAGCUGCCAUGACGCUUUGGAGGUGGUUUGAGAUUCCACUGCCGUAUCAUGGCUUACCUAUGACGCCACCUGGUACUCCUCCGCAUAAGCCGGCUGAUGCUCCGAUCAUGCUUAUCUGGGGCGGUUCUUCGGUUACAGGGCAGUUUUUGACUCAAUUAGCAAGGCGCAGUGGUUUGCGCGUCGUUUCUGUCAGCUCCGCGAAGACUGCGAAGACCUUGUUGGACCUCGGUGCAGAGCAUGUUGUGGUACGCGAUGGAAAGUCGGAGGAAAAUAUUGUGGAUGAGAUCAAAGACCAUGCCGGAGACGACAUCACCCUGGCUGUCGACCUCGUUGGCGCGAAGACAGCAGUCGCCGCGCUGCGGUGCUUGUCUACUACCCGAUCUGCACGAUUCGCACCAUUGGCCUGGGCCCCGAAGAUGGAUGUCUCGGAAAAUAUUGAGAUUCUCAACGUCGAGAUGAAGCAAUUUGUUCUGAAUCCGGCGUCAUCAGUGUACGCGGAUCAUCUGACACGCUUGGUCGAUUCUGGUGAGAUCCAGCUUCCAGAGAUCGAAGUCCUUAGUGGAGGUCUGGACAUUGUCGAAAAGGGCCUCGAGAGAUUAAAAGGUGGCGAUAUGGUAGGAAAGAAAUUGGUUGUAGAUAUGUUGAAGUAA